UGUAUAGACUGUGCUCUCAAAAUGAAUUAAGAGGUGUUGCUUGCCCACACUUGAAUAUCUGACCAGAGAGUUCGCUACGUGACAACAUGCGCUCAAAUAUAAAAUUUCGAGGCACAGACCACGAAGUGAUCCGGGUGUCCCAUGCUGGCACAGCUCCGGCUCCCGGCGCGGCGUCGUCGCCCGCGCCCGCUGCAGACGUGCCGCGGGUGGAGGUGCACCCUCCCGUGCUAGAGAUGGUCACCCGAUUGCGCUCGGGGUCCCUGCCGCAGAGCGUGGGCCCGGCCGACCGGGCCCUGGCGGACCUGCUGGUGGAGGCCGAGGAGGAGGAGGAGGGGGAGGAGGACAGUGACGGCAUGGUCAGUGUCCGUGAUCUGGGCGACCUUUGUCAAGCUGCUGUGGGUGAGGAGGUGCGCCUUUAUGAGGGGCUCAUAGAAGCCAGCGCCAUUAAACAGGAGCCGGGGCUGGAGACUACAGUAGAGGAGCUGGGUGCAGAGACUGCCGGACGGGAGCCGGGUGCAGAGACUGCCGGACAGGGGCCGGAUGCGGAGACGGCCGGACAGGAGUCGGAUGCAGACGGGCCGCUUGUGACGACGGAGGAGCUGGGAGCAGCGAUGGGGGAGGCCAGGCCCAGGCCAGAGGACGCUGGAGCGACGGAAGCAGACUUUGUGUCGAAUAUGGUGCUGCCCACUCCCAACAGGAGUCUGCACAUAAUCCUGCAGGCCCGCCAGCUGCUGCAGCGGCGCCGGAUGGUGCGCGAGAUGACGGCCCAGUACCGGGAGCAGCUGGGCGCGCAGCUCGCCCGUUUGGCACCGUCGGCCGACUCAGACUCCGACGUUGGCUCAGACUCCGACUCGCUGGCGUCCGAGGAGGGCGCGCCGCGGCGGCCCGACCUGACCGAGCGGCUCGACGCGCUGGUGCCGCCCACCCGCGAUGCCAUCCUGCCGCCGACCAACAUGCGCGAGGCGCUCGAUAUGGUGCACCAGCUGCGCCUGCAGAACCUCAGCCUGCAGGCGGAGCUGAUGCGCACCGGCGGCGAGCACCUCCGGCGCGGCCGCAAGAAGGUGAUGGCCACGAUCACGGCCGAGCGACUCCACCACCUGGAGAAGCUGGAGACGGCUGUGGAGCGCGUGUUCACGCCGUCCCAGAUACGGGCCAUGUCGCACGGCUUCAAGCGCAACAGCGUGCAGUGGCGCGAGGAGGACUUCCGCCGCGCCGUGACGCUGCGCUCGCUUUGCUCCAACAAGAUGUUCGAGUACGUGCGCAACGACAUGAAGAUCCCGCUGCCGAGCAUCGAGACGCUGAAACUGCGCUGCCCGAACUACCCGAAGCUAGACGCGAUGCUGUGGCGGGCGCUGCGGGAGCCGAACGGGUCCGCGGUACCUGGGCGCACAUGA
This is a messenger RNA of Pollicipes pollicipes, 1394 nucleotides long. RefSeq lists its product as uncharacterized. The transcript has 6 exons. NCBI's taxonomy places the organism in Eukaryota, Metazoa, Arthropoda, Thecostraca, Pollicipedomorpha, Pollicipedidae. Bases 87 to 1394 code for a protein of 435 amino acids. The record is from RefSeq and is a predicted model, not a curated record.